Colletotrichum godetiae is the source of this 2506-nucleotide messenger RNA. RefSeq names its product mitochondrial import receptor subunit tom-70. Gene Ontology annotation, cellular component: mitochondrial outer membrane. Gene Ontology annotation, molecular function: protein binding; protein-transporting ATPase activity. Gene Ontology annotation, biological process: protein import into mitochondrial matrix; protein insertion into mitochondrial inner membrane. The transcript has 3 exons. The record is from RefSeq and is a predicted model, not a curated record. NCBI's taxonomy places the organism in Eukaryota, Fungi, Ascomycota, Sordariomycetes, Glomerellales, Glomerellaceae. Bases 294 to 2171 code for a protein of 625 amino acids.
GACAGCACCAAGCAGAGGCAAUUGCCCGGAAAAACUCCUCACGAGCUUCCCCGUCGCGCAAUAAUUUUUUGAGGACGGUUACUGUCCGGAAGCUCCUGGCUCAGCGCAAGUGCAACAGCAACAGCAACAGCAACAGAGCAACAACACCUGCAGCUCCUGCACCCUCUACAUCAUCGACCACGCUGGUCAGCCCAUUAAUUACGUUCCUUUCGACAUCGCGACUUUUCUUCCUAGAAUACCUCUGAUACCUGUCUUCCCUUUCUCUCUCAAUUGCUCUUGGGCUCAUCGCCAACAUGUCGAAUCCCCUGCCGUCUGUGCCUCCCAUGGCCAGCCCUCCGACUGUAAUCCCCGUUGAUUCAUCUUCUGGCCUCUGGGAUCGCAUCACCUCAUGGGCUUCGGAUAACAAGGCCAUUGUCUAUACUGCCGCUGGUGUCGCCGUCGUCGCCACCGGUGCUGGUGUCAUCUACUUCCUCAACAGCGACUCCAAGUCAGACUCGACACCAAAGCUCAGUAAGAAGGAGCGAAGGAAAAGAAAGGAAGCCGAGCGGAAGGCUGCAGCAGAUGCCGAAAAGCAGCCCACACCUGCAGAGGCCGCAGUCCCUGCGUCGUCCAAAGCAGCCAGCGUCGAGUCCGCCGACGAGCUUCCCGAGAUCACCGAGGCAACUGUUGCCGAGUUCACUACCGAAGAGCGGGAAAAGUACGCCGCCAAGCUUAAGGAUGUCGGUAACCAAGCCUACGGUGGCAAGGACUACAACAAGGCCAUCGACCUCUACUCCCAGGCCAUUCUUUGCAAGGCCAACCCCAUCUUCUACUCCAACCGCGCCGCCUGCUACAAUGCCCUCGGCAACUGGGACAAGGUCGUUGAAGACACGACUGCCGCCAUCAACCUUGACCCCGAAUACGUCAAGGCACUCAACCGCCGCGCUAACGCCUAUGAGCACCUGAAGAUGUACGGCGAGGCUCUCCUCGACUUCACUGCUUCUUGCAUCAUCGAUAGCUUCAAGAACGAGAGCAGUGCGCAAUCAGUCGAGCGCCUGCUUAAGAAGUUCGCCGAGCAGAAGGCUCAAGAGAUGAUGGCCGACCGGCCCAACAAGCUUCCCAGUCACACUUUCGUCGGCAACUACCUCCAGAGCUUCCGCGUCAAGCCCCGUCCGGCUGGCCUUGAGGACUCUGUGGUUUUGUCCGAGGAGACUGGUAAGGGACAACUCCAGCUCGGCCUGAGUGCUCUGGAGAAGAAGACUGGCGACGGGUACGAGGAGGCCAGAGCGGCCUUUGAGAAGGCGUUGGAGUUGGGCGACCUGGGCGAAUUCGAGGCCCUUGCAUACAACCUGCGCGGCACUUUCAGCUGCCUGCUCGGAAAGCACGACGAUGCCAUGGUCGACCUGACCAAGAGCAUCGAGCUGGAUCCUUCCAUGACCCAGAGUUACAUCAAGCGCGCCAGCAUGAACCUCGAGCUUGGCGCCCCGGAGAAGGCUGCUGAGGACUUCGAGAAGGCCAUGGAGCAGAACACCGAGGACCCUGAUAUCUACUACCAUCGCGCUCAGCUCCACUUCAUCAAGGGCGAGUUCUCCGAUGCCGCCAAGGACUACCAGAAGUCGAUCGACCUGGACCGCGACUUCAUCUUCUCUCAUAUCCAGCUGGGAGUGACCCAGUACAAGAUGGGUUCUAUUGCAUCAUCCAUGUCAACUUUCCGCCGCUGCAUCAAGAACUUCAAGGAGGUUCCCGACGUCUACAACUACUACGGUGAGCUGCUUCUGGACCAGGGCAACUUCCAGGAGGCCAUUGAGAAGUUCGACAGCGCCAUCGAGAUGGAGUCGAAGACGAAGCCCAUGGCGAUGAACGUCCUUCCUCUCAUCAACAAGGCUCUCACCCUGUUCCAGUGGAAGCAAGACUUUGGUGAAGCCGAGAAGCUUUGCCAGAAGGCCCUUAUUAUUGACCCCGAGUGCGACAUUGCUGUCGCGACGAUGGCCCAGCUUCUGUUGCAGCAGGGCAAGGUCACCGAGGCGCUCAAGUACUUUGAGCGCGCUGCAGAGCUUGCCCGCACCGAAGGUGAGAUCGUCAACGCCCUGUCCUACGCCGAGGCGACGCGCACGCAGCUCCAGGUUCAGGAGAAGUACCCCAAGCUGGCGGCAAAGCUUCAGGGCAUCGGCCCGGGUGGCAUGCCCCGGUAAAGGGCUAAUGACGUCUUGAACAUGAAACAUGUAAAACUCACCUGUCGGCGGCGUGUAAGAAGAGAACAGCAGAUCCCUUAGCAUAUGAGGGAGCGGAUAGCCAAGACAAAGGGCUCUUGGUUGGUAAUAGGGGAAAAUAUCAAGGCGGGCAAGCCGCCCGCCUCGUCAAGUCGUUUUUCGUUGAUCGGUGAGGGAAGCUUUGGGAAAGGAGAGCAAAAUCCAAGGCUACGUACGUACGGCUGGGGAGGCAUUGGUUGAAACCCUUACGUUGUACAUAAUCCGACUUCCCUCACUCUACGUACAUUGGUGAGAGCAUUGUAGAACUAGUUCACUGU